AUGUCCAAACAUUUAAUCAAACAUUUAAUUCGAUAAAUUAUAAUANAAAAAAUAUUAGAAAUAAAAUUUAAGUAAAAGAUAUAUUAAGAUUAUGAUUCUUUAAAUAUUAUCCAAGUAUUUAAAUUAUCUAAUUUAUUAGGCAAGUAAAGAAGCAAUAUCAAGUUAUUUAUGUGAUCUAUCAAAAAAAUAUCUUAGUUCAAAUUAACCUAAUUUAGAUUUUAAGUUUAUAAGCAAUUUAACAACCUAAAACAAUUAAGUCCUAAAAUAACACCUUACUUAUUCUGUUACUAAAGAUAUUAGAAUAACAAAUAUGCUUAAAGCAGCUCACGUUGUGAUGUAGAUAUUUUGUAAUCAAUUGAACGACUUUUUUUUAAUUUUAACUGAAAUCCUAAAGGAAGAAUAAAUUGUUUUUUGUAGUGAAAAUAAGAGUAUUUUAGUUUAGGUUUGUUACUUUUUCCAUAAAAUAAUUUACCCUUUUAUUUAUACCUAACCUGUGAAAUAUUAUACCGAUAUGGAUACAUUUUAAGAAAUUUCAAACUAAGAAAGACCUUUUAUAUUUGGAAUAAAUAAAAGCUUUAAUGAAUUUAGAGGUGACCUCUCUCAAUAAAACUGUCCAACUAUUGUUGAAUUGAGUAACAUGAAAGCUACCAUACACUAAUUUACUCCUAUUGAUCCGAAUCAAAUAAAAUAGUUAUUUCCGGAUGAUGAAUUUCAAGAUAUCUUCAACAAUUAUACAAAAGACCCCUUAAAUCUUUAAAUAAAAAAAUGUUAGAUUUUGUUAUCUAGAAUUAAGAUGAAAAUAGAGAAUGAUGUUCUUAAACAAAUGGAAUUAAGUCAAGAUCCAAAGUUUGUAAGCGAUGGUGAAUUAAAUCAAGGGAUUAUUAUAGAUUGUACAAAUAAGAAACUUUCAGAAAAUAAGAAUAGAACUCUUUUAAUGGAUAUUUUUCGGACCACAUAUUUUUAAACCUAUUUGAAACAUCAAUAAAAAUGUAAAUUUUGA
Molecule: messenger RNA, 1000 nt
Organism: Paramecium octaurelia
Lineage: Eukaryota; Ciliophora; Oligohymenophorea; Peniculida; Parameciidae
Source: the annotation of a GenBank genome assembly